AUUACAUCACCUAACUCACAGUCUUGCUAGGCCUAGACCUCUGCUUAUUCCCACCGGCGAAGAAAUCCUGUAUAUGUAUUUCUUAGGUCUAGAACUUUGGAGCCCUGUGGUGAGUUAGAUCGUCCUGUCCCCAAAUUCUUUGCCCUUCAGCCCUUGCACGUGUGAUAUCACCAACCCUCUUCGAUCCUUUGGGAGAAUUUCUAUCGAAGAGAUAAGCUUUUUGGGACCCGAACGCCUGGAACCUAGAUUCAUAGGGCGGAUCUUAAACAAUUUAGACCUGUUAGUUGCCUACUCUGGUCGAGUAACUACUUAAUUACGACUUCGCAGAAGAUCUUAUUUCGUGCCAUCUACGAGGUACAUAUAUUUUACCUCGGGCGAAACUCUGUCAUGAUGUGGCAAGGUGAAAAGGGCAGGCAGAAUGAACCAAUUCCAAUCAGCAAGGAUGUCGAAAAAACUGUCGGACAAAGCGAUACUGUUGAAUCGAAAAGCCAUACCUCAUUGAACAAGUUUUGGGAUACUCUAGCGAGACUGAUAUCGGCCGGUCCCGUUGAAGAUCGAGGAGUCAUGCCAGUAUCGUUGGAAGACCGAACAGCUACCAAUUAUGGCAGUUACUUUUCGAUAUGGGCAUGCAUGAAUAUAAACCUCUUGCCUAUCACAUUUGGCAUGCUGGGUCCAACUUAUGGAUUAAGCUUAAGAGAUUGUUCUCUGGUUAUCCUUUUCUUCUGCCUCCUAACUGCUGCUAUACCGGCCUACCUUGGUACUCUUGGCCCCAAGACCGGCUUACGCCAAAUGAUCCAGGCUCGCUUCUCGUUUGGAAGAUAUUUAGUUUCGGUACCGGUCAUCUUAAACUUGGCUACGCUCACAGGCUUCUGCGUCGUCACUUGCGUCAUUGGGGGUCAAUGCUUAUCUGCUGUAGCUGGCGGUUCUCUGACUCCGGCAGUUGGCAUCGUUAUCAUGGGUGUUAUGGCUUUGCUCAUUUCUUUUUGCGGAUAUGACGUUUUGCAUCAAUACGAACGCUUUGCCUGGAUUCCAGCUUUGGUGGCUAUCGUCAUCACUACCGGUUGCGGAGGGACGGGCCUCCGCCAGCAAGCACCAGCGGAGCCUGCGACACCCGGUGGUGUCCUUAGCUUCGGGAUGAUCAUAGCAUCGUAUAUGAUACCGUAUGCUUGCCUUUCAUCUGAUUUUACGACAUAUCUAAACCCCAAGUUCUCUUCCGUGAGACUCUUCUUAUACGGUUACGCGGGCCUCAUAUUCCCGUCGGUAUUACUGAUGGUUCUAGGCGCCUCUAUCGGCGGCGCUAUAAAUAGCAUUCCCGAGUGGGAAGCCGGAUACGAGUCGACACAAGUUGGCGGCGUAUUAGCAGCGAUGCUGUCGCGAGCUGGCGGCUUCGGGAAAUUCGUUGUGGUCGUACUCUCUCUAACCUUACUUGGGAACAUCGCCGCGACGAUGUACUCGAUUACUCUCAACUUCCAAAUAUUAAUUCCGCAGCUUGUCGUGGUGCCGCGGUAUAUGUUCUCAAUCGUAGUCACGGCCAUCGUCAUACCGGUUAGCAUCAGAGCAGCGGUGGAAUUCGUCGUCAGCCUUGAGAACUUUGUCGCGCUCAUCGGGUAUUGGUCUGCCGCGUUCGUGGCAGUGGUGAUUGUAGAACAUAAUGUUUUUAGGGGUGGUAAAUACGACACGUAUGAUCACGAUAGUUGGAACGUGGCAGACCGCUUACCAUGGGGCAUCGCUGCUUUGGCGGCGAGCGCUCUAAGCUUUGCGUUGGUGAUCCCUAGCAUGUCGCAAGUGUGGUUUGAGGGUCCAAUUGCGAAAAAGUCAGGCGACAUUGGAUUCGAGAUGGCUUUUGCUGUAACAGCGAUUCUCUACCUCCCUCUCCGACAUCUAGAGAAAAAGCUAAGCGGACGAUAGAGAAGAACCGAGUCAGAUGCCCGGGUACCCGAUCCGUAUAGGUAGAAGAUGCAUGAGCAUAUAUGAAUCAACUGUUUUAUAGACGGGUCUGGACAUUACUAUUAAACGACGAGUAAACACAU
Messenger RNA from Daldinia loculata, 2030 nucleotides. RefSeq names its product permease for cytosine/purines, uracil, thiamine, allantoin-domain-containing protein. The record is from RefSeq and is a predicted model, not a curated record. The coding region runs from base 388 to 1908 and encodes 506 amino acids. The transcript has 3 exons. Gene Ontology annotation, molecular function: transmembrane transporter activity. Gene Ontology annotation, cellular component: plasma membrane. Gene Ontology annotation, biological process: transmembrane transport. Lineage: Eukaryota; Fungi; Ascomycota; Sordariomycetes; Xylariales; Hypoxylaceae.